CCGGCCGCGGCGCUGGGAACCGGGCUCCGCGCGUCCGGGGCGGCUGGCGGCGCGGGCAGGCGGGCGGGGAGGACAGGCUAGGGGCGGCGACAGCGAGGGGCCGCGCGCGGAGGGCGCCUGGUGCAGCAUGGGCGGCCCGCGGGCUUGGGCGCUGCUCUGCCUCGGGCUCCUGCUCCCGAGAGGCGGCGCUGCGUGGAGCAUCGGGGCAGCCCCGUUCUCCGGACGCAGGAACUGGUGCUCCUAUGUGGUGACCCGCACCAUCUCAUGCCAUGUGCAGAAUGGCACCUACCUUCAGCGAGUGCUGCAGAACUGCCCCUGGCCCAUGAGCUGUCCGGGGAGCAGCUACAGAACUGUGGUGAGACCCACAUACAAGGUGAUGUACAAGACAGUGACUGCCCGUGAGUGGAGGUGCUGCCCUGGGCACUCGGGAAUGAGCUGCGAGGAAGUUGCAGGUUCCUCUGGCUCCUUGGAGCCCAUGUGGUCGGGCAAUACCAUGCGGCGGAUGGCACUUCGGCCCACAGCCUUCUCAGGUUGUCUCAACUGCAGUAAAGUAUCAGAGCUGACAGAGCGGCUGAAGAUGCUGGAGGCCAAGGUGGCCAUGCUGACUGUCAUAGAGCAGCCAGCGCCUCUAACACCAGCUACCCCUGAGGACCCUGCCCCACUCUGGGGCCCUCCUCCUGCCCAGGGCAGCCCCGGAGAUGGAGGCCUCCUGGGCCCAGCGGGGACACUGACCUCUGCCUACCCCCCUACCCCAGGGCUGCCAGGAGCCAUAGAGAGUGUGAGGGUCCCGCUGCUUCCCCGAAAUGACCAAGUCGGUGCUCGGGGGCUGCCCGGGCCCACCGGCCCCAAGGGAGAUGCCGGCAGCCGGGGCCCAAUGGGGAUGAGAGGCCCACCAGGUCCACAGGGCCCCCCAGGGAGCCCUGGCCAGGCUGGAGCUGUGGGCACCCCUGGAGAGAGGGGACCUCCUGGGCCACCAGGGCCUCCUGGCCCCCCUGGGCCCCCAACCCCUGUUGGGCCACCCCAUGCCCGGAUCUCCCAGCAUGGAGACCCACUGCUGUCCAACACCUUCACUGAGACCAACAACCACUGGCCCCGGGGACCCACUGGGCCUCCAGGCCCUCCAGGGCCCAUGGGUCCCCCUGGGCCUCCUGGCCCCACAGGUGUCCCUGGGAGUCCUGGACACAUAGGACCCCCAGGCCCAACUGGACCCCAAGGAAUCUCUGGCCACCCAGGAGAGAAAGGCGAGAGAGGACUGCGUGGGGAGCCUGGCCCCCAAGGCUCUGCUGGGCAGCAGGGGGAACCUGGCCCCAAGGGAGACCCUGGUGAGAAGAGCCACUGGGCUCCUAGCUUACAGAGCUUCCUGCAGCAGCAGGCUCAGCUGGAGCUCCUGGCCAGACGGGUCACCCUGCUGGAAGCCAUCAUCUGGCCAGAACCAGAGAUGGGGUCUGGGGCAGGCCCUGCCGGCACAGGCACCCCCAGCCUCCUUCGGGGCAAGAGGGGCGGACGUGCAGCCAACUACCGGAUCGUGGCCCCCAGGAGCCGGGACGAAAGAGGCUGAGGGCGGUGGCGGCCCUUGGGGCAGACAAGGCCAGGCUUCCCCUCCUACCUGGACUCGGCCAGCUGCCUCCAGGGACCGCCCGUCCAUAUUUAUUAAUAUCCUCAGGGUCCCUUCUGCCAUCUAGGCCUUAGGGGUAAGCAGGUCUCAGUCCUGGCACCAUACACAUGUCUGAGGCUGAGCAGGGGCUGAGAGGAGAGGCUUGGGCCUCAGUUUCCCUCUGUGAAGUGGGGGGAGGCAGGCCUUCAAGGAGGGGUAGAGGUACAAGGCUUCGUCUCAUCUGCUGUCUGAGUAUCCAGGCCCAAAGGCACUGAGGGACACAGGAGGGCUCAGGAGUUGGGGCUUAGCACAUGCAGGGAUGACAGGGCAGGGAGCAGUCCUCCUCCCUCUCCUCCCCAACCAAACCUCGGGGAGCCCUCCUGUGCCCCUCCCUCCUUGUUGUCCAGUGCUGGGUUCCCCACCCCGAGGUCAAGCUGCCCAAUCCUCUGACUGGAUCACCAGGGGCUUCUUGCCUCAUUUCUCCCCUCUGAGCCCCCAGGCCCUCCCACAUCUCAGGUUGGGGAUGGGGACAUGGAGAAGGGGCUGCCUGCUCCCACAAAUGCUUGUGACAGAUGCCAGGAGGUAGAUGUGUGCUGGCCAAUAAAGGCCCCUACCUGAUUCCCCGCA
This is a messenger RNA of Macaca mulatta (Rhesus monkey), 2221 nucleotides long. RefSeq names its product EMI domain containing 1 (gene EMID1). The record is from RefSeq and is a predicted model, not a curated record. NCBI's taxonomy places the organism in Eukaryota, Metazoa, Chordata, Mammalia, Primates, Cercopithecidae. Gene Ontology annotation, molecular function: protein binding.